Messenger RNA from Saccharomyces kudriavzevii IFO 1802, 1407 nucleotides. RefSeq names its product proteasome regulatory particle base subunit RPT1 (gene RPT1). The transcript has a single exon. NCBI's taxonomy places the organism in Eukaryota, Fungi, Ascomycota, Saccharomycetes, Saccharomycetales, Saccharomycetaceae. The record is from RefSeq and is a predicted model, not a curated record. Gene Ontology annotation, molecular function: proteasome-activating activity; ATP hydrolysis activity; ATP binding. Gene Ontology annotation, biological process: proteasome-mediated ubiquitin-dependent protein catabolic process. Bases 1 to 1407 code for a protein of 468 amino acids. Gene Ontology annotation, cellular component: proteasome regulatory particle, base subcomplex.
AUGCCACCAAAAGAAGAUUGGGAAAAAUAUAAGGCGCCUUUGGACGAUGAUGAUAAAAAACCCGAUGAUGACAAGAUCGUACCCUUAACAGAGGGUGACAUUCAAGUACUGAAAUCAUACGGUGCUGCGCCAUACGCAGCCAAACUAAAACAAACUGAAAAUGACUUAAAGGACAUUGAAGCAAGGAUCAAAGAGAAAGCCGGUGUCAAGGAAAGUGAUACAGGGUUGGCACCUUCUCACCUCUGGGAUAUCAUGGGUGAUAGACAGAGAUUGGGCGAAGAGCAUCCCUUACAGGUUGCUCGCUGCACGAAAAUCAUCAAAGGUAGUGGUGAAAAUGACGACUCCACGACGGAUAAUAAUAAUGACAGCGUCAACGGCAACAGUAAUAGCAAUCAAGAGUCUGCUGAUGUGGAUGAAGACGAUGAAGACGCUAAGUACGUGAUCAAUCUUAAGCAAAUUGCAAAGUUUGUCGUCGGACUAGGGGAACGUGUUUCCCCAACAGACAUAGAAGAAGGUAUGCGUGUGGGUGUUGACAGAUCAAAGUAUAAUAUCGAACUUCCAUUGCCCCCAAGGAUCGAUCCAUCAGUUACCAUGAUGACCGUCGAGGAAAAACCUGAUGUUACCUAUAGCGAUGUCGGUGGCUGUAAAGACCAAAUUGAAAAAUUAAGAGAAGUCGUCGAACUGCCCUUAUUAUCUCCAGAGAGGUUUGCCACUCUAGGUAUUGAUCCACCAAAAGGUAUAUUAUUAUAUGGUCCACCAGGUACCGGAAAAACGCUAUGUGCGCGUGCUGUUGCUAACAGAACUGAUGCCACCUUCAUCAGAGUCAUUGGGUCCGAACUGGUGCAAAAAUACGUUGGUGAAGGUGCUCGUAUGGUAAGAGAGCUAUUUGAAAUGGCACGUACCAAAAAGGCAUGUAUCAUAUUCUUCGAUGAAAUUGAUGCUGUCGGUGGUGCUCGUUUUGAUGAUGGUGCAGGCGGUGAUAAUGAAGUCCAAAGAACCAUGUUAGAACUGAUUACACAAUUAGACGGGUUCGAUCCUCGUGGUAACAUUAAAGUGAUGUUUGCCACCAAUAGACCUAACACUUUAGACCCUGCUCUGCUGAGACCUGGUAGAAUUGACCGUAAAGUAGAAUUUUCAUUGCCCGACUUGGAAGGUCGUGCUAAUAUUUUCCGUAUUCAUUCUAAAUCAAUGAGUGUGGAACGUGGCAUCAGAUGGGAACUUAUUUCAAGGCUGUGUCCAAACUCCACCGGUGCAGAAUUGAGAUCUGUUUGUACAGAAGCUGGUAUGUUUGCCAUCAGAGCAAGAAGAAAGGUAGCCACCGAAAAAGAUUUCUUAAAGGCUGUUGAUAAAGUGAUUAGUGGGUACAAGAAGUUUAGUUCAACAUCUCGUUAUAUGCAAUAUAAUUGA